This is a messenger RNA of Penicillium paradoxum, 2676 nucleotides long. RefSeq lists its product as uncharacterized. Lineage: Eukaryota; Fungi; Ascomycota; Eurotiomycetes; Eurotiales; Aspergillaceae. Gene Ontology annotation, molecular function: protein binding. The transcript has 3 exons. The coding region runs from base 1 to 2676 and encodes 891 amino acids. Gene Ontology annotation, cellular component: exocyst; cytoplasm. Gene Ontology annotation, biological process: Golgi to plasma membrane transport; exocytosis. The record is from RefSeq and is a predicted model, not a curated record.
AUGCCAGGUGCAAAGAAAGGGCCUACGCCCACAGCUCGGCCACGCAGAGAUGUGUUGGCAUCACUGCGCAUGGCAUCAAUGGAAGACAUCUCGAGAGCUGCUCUUCCGGCAGAAAUCGUGUCUUCCAUUCUCGAUUACGUCGGCCCCGUUGAUCUAAUCCGAGCAGCACGGUCCUGCAAGCUUAUGCACGAGAUGGCGUAUGACGAUACUCGAUGGGUACACAAGUUGAAACGAAUCGGAUGUUGGGAUGAAGCGGACGCUAGAAAGCAUGCCGAGCUUAUAUUUGGGACUGUUGCCAAUAUGGAAGCCGUCGCGCAACAAGAGGAAGCUGAGACUGGCGAUGGAACAGUACCUGCCAUCACUGUCAACAAUAGUCCUUCCGACGAGCUGAAAGAGAUAUCUGAUGGAUUCGACAAAAUCGAACUAGUAAAUACAGCAUCGCAGGCUGAUAUGUCUCGGGAUCUCCUGGACGAACCCGCUCUGGUGGUUUUAAAACAGGUCAGGUCAAUCCGUGGCGAGGCGCGUCAAGAAUACGGCAAGAUACAUGCUGCGCUGGCGCCAUUCUAUGAGGAUAUCGCACGCUCUGGGCCAUCCUCGGAAAAUCUGGUAUUCACAAAAUAUAAGGAUCCCCAGGCUCAAGCACAAAUACUGGCACAGUUGUUGUCAUUCUCCAAGUCUGAUAUGAUGGAAGGAUGGGAUGAGCGACUAGACAAUUUAGAGCGCACGGUCUCGAUGUUCGAGACUGCUGCACUAAAUGAAUUUCGCCAGGGAUAUGAAACGGACGACAUCGAUGGAACUAUGCGGAAAUACGCCCACAUUUUAUGGACACUCAAUGGCGGACAAGCUGCUGUGGAGUUGUUUAUCCAUCACAAUCACCUCAUGACUCGGAAGUCUGAGUUAGGGAGCGUCGCUGACUGCAUUGAUGGAUCAACCGGCCGAAUCAACAUGGAACAGACACAGGCUUUCUUUACACGUUUCAGUGUCGCGUUCAACGAUGAAAUUUCCAUCAUGAACCGCGUCUUUCCCCCGGACUUGGACGUCACAUCAAGCUUUAUGGCAAAGGUGGGCCAAGAUGUGCUGUAUCCUUUCCUCACAGCAAUAUUUGACGAGUUGCAUCGCGUCAGCAUCGAGUCAUAUCUCACUGCAAUAUCGGCAACCUUUGUGCAAUGCAUGAACCUCUCAGAGGCUUUGCUUCCCGUGAGAAGCUCAGACGCCAAAUUCGAUGAAUACCUUGAUAAUGUCGUGAUCAAGAUCUACGAACCGCACAUUGAUCUUUAUCUGGCGGAAGAACUGGAUCAUUUUAAGAAAGCCUGCGAAGCUACAGUGGCUGAGUGGGACCGACAGCUUUCUGAACAAGCGGCCUCGACAGAAUCAUUCUUGAUGUCAAAUAUCAAUCGUCAAGCCGAUAAACGAGACUUCCUCACUUCCUUCAAGAAAGUGAUUAUGAUGCCCGUAAAUAUCCUACCGAGCUUUUCAAGCGCCAAACAGAACGAAACGUCCAAAUCCGGCAUUGAGACAAGCAAUGACAAUUCGUCCCAAUUUCCCAAGAGCCCGAAUAGGUUUUCGACAAUAUCGUCACCUGCUCCGGUGCCUGUCGAAGAGGUCCCAACCACGGAGCUGGCGGCAAAAGCAGCUAUCAUGAAAUCCAAGAUGGAGGGUAUCCGCUCACUGUUCAGUAUCGAGAUUGCACUUGGUUUAGUCCAUUCUGCAAAGGCUAGUUUAGAAAGAGCCGCUCAAUUUGUUCGACUUGGCGGCGAAUUUGGGAUCGCGGCAAAGCAGCAAUGCGAGGCAAUUUUCGUGUCACUGCUACGCAUAUUGGGACACCAACAUGUUAUCGUUGGAUUCGACAAAGCUGUUAGCCAUCUAUCCAAUUAUCGACCUCGUGAACAAGGAGAACGUGACCAAUCUGGGGUCGAGCCCCUUGUCACCUUUUUGGAACUGGUCAAUGUCGGCGAUCUCAUUCUGCAGAUGAUGGAUGUGUUCUACGAGCAGGAGUUGAUUGGGUCGAGGCUGACUGAUCGAAAUGACUUCCUGGAUCCUGCCAAUAAAGAGAAGAAAAAAUUCGAGCAGAUGCUCGAUGAACGUGUCGCAGCUGGUCUGAACAAGGGCAUCGACGUUCUCAUGGAAGAAGUGGACUACAUUCUGGCAACGCGCCAACAAGCAACCGAUUUCAACCCAGGUGUAUCGACGGAUCCUCAUCGACAGACUAUGGACGUUGGCGUUAGCGAAGUCGCCGCUGCCGUCGUCGAUGUGGUCUCAUCCCACACGCAGAUGCUGGUGGGGAGCACUGACAAGAGCACGCUAGAUGUGUUCAAUCAAGAAGUCGGGCUCCGCCUGUUCACAGCUUUAUGCAAACAUAUCAAGCGACAGCGUAUCAGUGUGGAGGGAUCGCUCAAGCUGAUCAGCGAUAUGAAUCACUAUUUCAAGUAUAUUCAAACACUGCGAAAUAAUGAGCUUCUCCUUUACUUUACGGCGUUCCGGGAACUUGUGCAAAUAUACCUGAUUGACCCUGGCCACGCCAAGGAGCUGGCGACUGUCAUUGCUGAUGCAGAUCGGUUCCAUGGGAUCUGGCGUGUGGAGGAGGUCUAUGAAUUUGCGGAGCGUCGAGCUGAUUGGUACCAAGUCAAGCGAGACGUGGAACGAGCUAUGUAUGGCAUUGGCUGCAAUGUGAUGUAA